Seminavis robusta is the source of this 1649-nucleotide messenger RNA. Lineage: Eukaryota; Bacillariophyta; Bacillariophyceae; Naviculales; Naviculaceae. The record is from the annotation of a GenBank genome assembly.
CUCAAUAUUGUCUUUGAUUUUCUUGCGAACCUGUUCCUCCAAGGCGGUUGGACUUUUUGGAUCUUCCUUGGGCGUCGAAGUCGUCUCCUCGUCACUACUUCCUGGCGACGACUGACUGACCAAUGCUGCUUUUUGGAAUGGAUUGAACGACAACAAUUCCUUCUCGUCGUCGGAAUCGUCCGAAUUUAGGUCGUCAGUGUGGUUCAUUACUGUCUUGUCUUGCUGCUGUUGCGAGCUACUAGCUGAUGAGGAUGAUGAUCUCUGGUGUUGGCAUACUUCUAUGGGUCCAAUGAGUUACUUUUCUAAAGUUAGUUGAUAAAGGACAGCCUUGUCAUUUUUUUUGUGUGAUGGUUUUCUGAGCGGUUUCUGUUGUUUCGCCAGCCCCAACGUCAUUGUGCGAGGGUUGAGGAUAAACAAUCCUUUGAUCCAGGACACAAAACGAAACAUGGCCUCCGUGGAGACCUCGACGGCACCUACCUUGUAAAAACAUCACAAGGAUCAACAUCCAAUCCAAGAAGACCUACAUGUAUUGAGACAAUCAACAACAACCACAACAACAUUACACAACCAUCACCAUGUCUGACGACGAAGGCAAAGAUGACAACAAGGUGACGGCUCAUACCUACGGAGCUUUGGAUACUAGUCAAGUCACCAAUGAGUGUUGGCUGGUCCGCAUCCCUCCCAGUUUAGCUCACGUUUGGAACAAGGCGCCGGAAGGCACCGUGUUGGGCGAUCUAGUCUUUACCAAGGGAGGCCCUCCCACGGCCAAGCACAGGGGCGCCAAGCCGGUCAAACCGACGGUUCAGAUCCGUGUGGCACCGGAAAUGCUCCAAGAAGAAGAUGAAAUUGACCCGCAAGACGAGUCGCCCGUGGUCAAUCAGCAACAACUCACCAUCCCACUCAACUAUUCCAUGGCCGCCAUGACCAAAAAGUGUCCAAGGCUUCAUCCAUUCUCGCGUCAUCCUCAAAAUGGAUCCGUCAAGCUGUGGGGAACGGUCACUAGAACUGCCAAUCUACAAGUCGAACAGGAUCGCAACUAUCGACAACUCCUCAAAGAUCGGCUCAUUCAGACAUCCGUCAAUUCCAGUCGAUUCGUCAAGCCAGUCGAUGCGCCACAAUCAGUUGUCGCCAAACAGCAACGACGCGUCGGAGCUGUUCCCAGUCUCAAAGCCAAUGGCGAAGAAGAACCGGAAUCCGCCACCUUUUCCAAUGCCGUCUAUCAAUUUGGAAAACGCAAAUUGGAAGCCCAGCAGGCCAACGAAUCGGCACACAAUUCCAUGUUGGCAGGUGCCGGCCCCAACAAACGCAUGCGACAAUUCUCGCCCGAUCAACCCAUGCGAUCCGUCAUUUUCGAACUCUUUGAACAGCAAAAGUAUUGGACCGUCAAGGAUCUCAAGGGAGCCGCCGCGGCUGGAGGAGCCGUGUCCACCAAGAAGAGCGAAACCGAAAUUCGUGAUGUGCUACGAGAAAUUGGACUCUAUCAUCGCAGUGGAGAUCACAAGACUAUGUGGGAAUUGAAAAAGGAAUUCCAGCAGCAGUCGUAAAGGACGAGCCUUUUUUUCAGAGAAAAUAUCAAUAUACGAAUGUUUUGCCACGUUGGGAUGCUUUCUAUUAUUUUAAAAAGUUAAAAAGUUGCCUGCAGUUUACAG